Molecule: messenger RNA, 2483 nt
Organism: Carassius auratus (goldfish)
Lineage: Eukaryota; Metazoa; Chordata; Actinopteri; Cypriniformes; Cyprinidae
Product: choline/ethanolamine kinase-like
Exons: 11
Coding region: 374-1636 (420 amino acids)
Biological process (GO): CDP-choline pathway; phosphatidylethanolamine biosynthetic process
Cellular component (GO): cytoplasm
Molecular function (GO): ethanolamine kinase activity; choline kinase activity
Source: RefSeq, a predicted model, not a curated record
UAAUGACAACGCUAGCGGUUACUUCUCAAGGAAGUAGGGGGAGUUGAAGUGGAAAGAUGUUUAAUUAACAGCCUUUACAGUUUGUUAAUACGUCUGCGUAUUUAAUGUAACAGUUAAGCAAAGCUCAAGUGGAAAGAAUAGCUAGUAAUUUUACCGAGAUUUUUAAUCCAACUCAAAGUCUCUUCUCUCUCGUCGUAAACGGUGUUCUGUUAUCGCGAGUGAUUAGACGUUUUAUUGGUGUGGUGCAUGUGCGUUUAUUAACGUUCAUUUAAUGCUGCUUGAACUGCUUCUGAGGCCAAUAGGUGUCAUUACUUAUAGCGGUUCGUUUCUCACACUCUCUUAAAGGAGCAUUGGAUUUCUAGCGCGUAAGAUCAUGAAUUCCGGUCCGACAGUGAAGUGCAUGAGUGAUGGAGCUGGGAGUGUAGGCAGAUGCGUCGAGGAUGAAGCGGUUCCAAACAGACCUGCUUGCGGAGACUCACUGAUGGCGGCCGAGGAGAGACACGCGAGAUCCGCCAGUCCCCGCGGUGUGAACGGAGAAGAUGAUUCCGAAGCGGAGUCCCAUCAGGACGGUCGUAACGUGGAUGUGGACCGGGAGACUAGGAAGAGGGCGUUCAGCUGGUGCCGUGACUUUCUGUCCGGAUCAUGGAAGGCUAUAUCGGAGCAUGACUUUCAGAUCCAAAUAGUCAGUGGAGGACUCAGUAACCUGCUGUACAUGUGCAGUUUACCCGAUGAUGUUCAGCCCACCGGGGUCGAACCUCCACGAGUUCUGCUCCGGAUCUAUGGGGCCAUUCUACAGGGAGUGGAUUCUCUGGUUUUGGAAAGUGUGAUGUUUGCCAUUUUAGCAGAGAGAGAGUUGGGCCCACAUCUCUAUGGCAUUUUCCCAGAAGGUCGUCUAGAGCAGUACUUGCCUAGUAAUCGCUUGUGUACGGAGCAGUUGGGGUUGCCAGAGAUCUCGGCUGAAAUAGCCAGUAAAAUGGCACGAUUCCAUGGGAUGAUGAUGCCAUUCAACAAGGAACCCAAAUGGCUGUUUGCAACCAUUGACCGGUAUAUGGAACAAGUUAAAACAAUAAAAUUUGAGCGUGAAGCUCACAUCAAGAAAUUUACCAAGCUUAGGAAGUAUGAUCUUCCUGCAGAACUGGAGAAUCUGAGGUCACUGCUGGCAGCUACUCCCUCUCCAGUUGUGUUCUGCCAUAAUGACGUACAGGAAGGCAAUAUCCUCAUGUUAGAUGGCCGAGAGAAUUCAUCUGACAAACUAAUGCUUAUUGAUUUUGAAUACAGCAGCUAUAACUAUAGAGGCUUUGAUUUUGGGAAUCAUUUCUGUGAAUGGAUAUAUGACUACACAUAUGAUCAGUGGCCCUUCUACAAGGCAAAGGUGGAGAAUUACCCCAACAGACAACAGCAGUUACAUUUUAUCAGACACUAUCUGUCAGAAAAGGGGGGCGUUGCACCUGCUGACCAAGCCAGGAUAGAAGAGGACAUGAUCAUUGAGGCAAACCGGUUCGCCCUCGCGUCUCAUUUCCUCUGGGGUUUGUGGUCCAUUAUUCAAGCCAAGAUCUCCAAAAUCGAGUUUGGAUAUAUGGACUAUGCACAGCACAGGUUUGACACGUACUUCAAACAGAAGAAGCUCUUUUCCUAAAUAGUGACUUAUAGCAUUUGCUUCAGGAUAUCAUUUUGCAUCAUCUAUUGUUUAGGUAUUGAUUUAAACAAAACUAAAACUAAAAAAAAAUAGAAUUCCAGAAAGGGCACAGUAAGUAACAAUUAAGACUGCUAAAGAACGGUUCGUCCUUGGGGACAUUCAUUUUAAAUAACGCAAAUUCCAAAGAUGACCUGCCUUAAAGUCACAUUUUGUAGGGCUUUAUUAUAGCUGUUACAAAUUAUCUGCAAACCUAGAUACAAUUCACGUACUGUUCGUACCACUUCAUUAUACAAGACGAACCGUAAAAUUCAUUUUGUCAGUUUAUUUAUAAUAAUGUAACUGCAUUUUUGAAUUUUUAAUGUGUUUACAUUCUAACUUGCUUGUGAUUCUAUCAAGAAUCAGUCUGUCCAUCAUAAUUACUGUGUAAACACAGGGUCCAGUGAUAUCUCUUCAUUUUUGUGUCUUAGUUCCAACAAAAGCAGCGGAGAAGCUUAUUUAAUUUUCCUCCAAAGUGUUUUACAACAUUGCGAAAUUAUUGCAUCCUUCCUAUAUUUACAUACUGUGAAAUACAUUGCACGUCUUUUCUUUUUUUUUACUCAGGAGUCAGUUAAUAAGAAUGGCACAUAAACUACUCUUUCUUUCUGGUUUUGAUGCCAUUUAACUUUGCCUGGUGAUAAUAGGAAACAAUGUCUUGAGCUAUGCUUUUUUGUGUUUUACUUGGGAUUUGACCAGUCUUUGCUCUGCCAUAUUGUGAUGUAGCAAUAACUAUUGUCUACAGUCAUCCUGUAUAAAUAUAGUCUGAGCUGCACAUAAAGGAAAUACCACCUCAAGAACCGAAGGUUAAUCA